AUUGUGCAAAAUAGCCCCAAUUGUUUGAUAAGCACUCUUCUUCUCAACGAAGCUGUAGAAGGUAUAACUGCAAUGGUGCCCGGUAAUGAAUAGCCAAUAUUCUUCUCUAACUUCCAAUCAACCAGUCUAUGUCCACCUCAAGAUUCUUCUGGACAAACUUUUUCUCCCUCCUUUUUCUUCUACAAAUUACCGAUUCCAAGUCGCAGAAGAGAUCACAAACCAACCUAUUCUUGCACAAUCAUUUCUAAACUUUUAAUUUUUCACACCGGUAGGUAAAUCGUCAGAAGAAGAUGGUUCAGAGUUUGAAGGUUGCGUUAUUCACUAGGCGAAGCCUUCAAACUAUUCGUCUCCUCACUCAAACCAGAAACCAAUGCUCUCUUCUCGACCAUUCCUCUGACCAUGAUCACGAACAAGAAGUGCUUGUUGAAGGCAGGGCUUGGUCCAGAACCGCCAUUCUUAACAGACCAUCAAUUCUCAAUGCUCUUAAUACUAAUAUGGGGGCCAGACUGCAUGAAUUGUACAAUUCAUGGGAAGAAAACCCUGAUGUUGGUUUUGUUGUCUUGAAGGGCAGUGGCAGGGCUUUUUGUGCUGGUGGAGAUAUUGUUUCGCUUUAUCAUAUGAUCAAUGAAGGGGAGAUAGAACAUUGUAAAAAGUUUUUCAGUACAUUGUAUGCUUUUAUAUAUAUGGUUGGUACAUACCUGAAGCCUCAUGUGGCAAUUCUAAAUGGCAUUACCAUGGGUGGUGGAACUGGAAUUUCAAUUCCUGGGACUUUUCGAGUUGCAACUGAUAAAACUGUUUUUGCUACCCCUGAAACCCUGAUUGGUUUCCACCCUGAUGCUGGUGCAUCUUUCCACCUCUCACAUCUACCUGGUCGCAUGGGAGAGUACUUGGGUCUAACAGGGGAAAAGCUUAAAGGAGAAGAAAUGGUUGCUUGUGGGGUUGCUACGCACUAUUCUCAUAGUUCACGGCUUCCAUUAAUUGAAGAGCAUCUAGGGAAUUUGGUUACAGAUGAUGCAUCUAUUGUUGAAUCUUCAUUAAAUAAAUUUGGUGAUCGUGUUCAUCUGGAUAAAACAAGUGUACUUCACAGAAUCGAAAUACUUGAUAAAUGUUUCAGCCAUGACACUGUUGAAGAAAUCAUUGAUUCGUUGGAAAUCGAGUCAUCCAAAACAAAAGAUCCAUGGUGCAUCUCCACUCUAAAACGAUUGAAAGAAGCAUCACCUUUGAGCCUGAAGGUGUCUUUGAAAUCUAUACGAGAAGGAAGAUACCAAACACUCGACCAGUGCUUGAUUCGUGAAUAUAGAAUGUCCCUACAAGGGAUAUCCAAGCAGAUCUCGAGUGAUUUUUGUGAGGGUGUUCGGGCUCGAUUGGUGGACAAAGAUUUAUCACCGAAGUGGAAUCCUCCAACCUUAGCCCAAGUAUCUGAAGAUAUGGUGAACCAAUAUUUCUCUCCACUAAGUGAAACUGAGCCUGAUCUUGAUCUGCCCACCCAAUUACGAGAAGCAUUCCCCUGAUUUUCCCACAAUUUCCCUCUUGAGCUUUCAAUUUUACUAUUGAUAUGCUCUUCCUCUAUCCUUCAGGAAAUGUUUCAUCCAAUUCAAAGGAUUAUAUUCACAAGAUUCUCUUCAGCUUCCUUCGUAGUUUGUCAUUUGCUACAUGACAUAAUUAAAUAAAUAAAAUGGCCUCCUUUUUAGAAUGUGUAUUUUUAUUAAGUUUAGUCUUACGAUAUUGGCAUUUUUUGCUUGAGAUGUGUGAGCUUAUGUUUGAGUUUAUAUUGAUGAGGAUUCUUUUUCGUAAAACAAGUUUAAAUGCCCUCCAUUUUGUGUUCUUGGAUCGAUGAGCUGUUGGAAUUUGAAGUUUUUAAUUGUGAAUGUGCCUUUUUUCCGGUAA
Messenger RNA from Cucumis sativus (cucumber), 1887 nucleotides. Its product is annotated as 3-hydroxyisobutyryl-CoA hydrolase-like protein 1, mitochondrial. The record is from RefSeq and is a predicted model, not a curated record. Lineage: Eukaryota; Viridiplantae; Streptophyta; Magnoliopsida; Cucurbitales; Cucurbitaceae. The transcript has 14 exons. Gene Ontology annotation, biological process: L-valine catabolic process. The coding region runs from base 291 to 1511 and encodes 406 amino acids. Gene Ontology annotation, molecular function: 3-hydroxyisobutyryl-CoA hydrolase activity.